Paraphaeosphaeria sporulosa is the source of this 863-nucleotide messenger RNA. RefSeq lists its product as uncharacterized. Lineage: Eukaryota; Fungi; Ascomycota; Dothideomycetes; Pleosporales; Didymosphaeriaceae. The record is from RefSeq and is a predicted model, not a curated record. Bases 175 to 693 code for a protein of 172 amino acids. The transcript is spliced from 2 exons.
CGAUCAGGCAGGUGCUGGGGAAGGGCGGUAGGCGCCGUUACUGACCUGCUCUUCCGGCGUCGGUUUCCAGAGGAGACCGCGAAUGGUCUCCAUGGUCGGUUUGCCCAGGUGGAACCGACUAGCGGUCGGGCGGCGGGUGUUCCUUGGUUACGAUCACGGGCGCCGACUUGCGGGAUGCAGUCGAUAGCUGAGCACAAUGGUUGGGAGCGUGGGGCUGGGCAGGGCGACGCAGAACUCUACGGGCGCGUGCACUUGAUCGACAGGUUGCCAGUGGACGUGCGAAGGUUGAAGCGGCGGUUGAGGGCGCAUGCGCGAUGCUUCACGGGGGAGGGGAGUGUCCAUGGGCAGCCUCGGAAUCGCUCACUACGCUUCGGCGAGAGAGCGUCGUGGCCCAAGCGCAGUGACGUUGGCGUUCGCGGGGCAGGCAGACGCAGCCCGCCCGCCACAGGCCACCAGAGACUCUGCGAAAAUUGGUCGCCCUCACCGCCUGCGGCUGCCAAACAUCUUCAAUUGGUGCAGGAUUGCGACUUUGCGUGCAAGCUGCAUAAACAGACAAGCUUGCAACUGGAUAAAGCAACCAUUGGUUGCGGGGCUGAGUUUCUACACAGCUUCCAUUACUUUCCACCAGCCUCGCCCGCGCUAGUCUACUACUUGCAGCUCCUGCGCAUUUCUUCUCCCUCCACCCAACCUUAACCGCCUACAUCAAACGACUUUCACGAACCCGUUGACGACGCUACCUUCUACACGUGUACAACGACCAAUCGCUCCCCUAACCACACACUCCGCGCCUCCAAUAUGUCUACCAUCACCCCCGAAGUCAGACAAGCAGCUCGACCUGCAACCUACCAAGCUCAUCUUCAAGG